This is a messenger RNA of Anthostomella pinea, 540 nucleotides long. The record is from the annotation of a GenBank genome assembly. Lineage: Eukaryota; Fungi; Ascomycota; Sordariomycetes; Xylariales; Xylariaceae.
AUGGCCUCUGCACUGCGCCCGACGCUGCUGCGGCACACAGCCCCGGCCGCCCCGACCCGGCGAGCAAUCACCACCACACUCCGGUCGAAACAGCCGAUGCCAUCAGCUGUUGCCAAGGCUGCUGCUUUCCAUGCCUCGAGCAGGAGACGCCUGUUGCCUCCGGGUCCUCAGGUCAUCCACGGAUCUGUGAACGACCCGGCCCCGGUACCAUCUCCGUCGCCGACACACGGCUCCUACCACUGGACCUUCGAGCGCACCAUCGCCGCCGGCCUCAUACCGCUGACCAUCACCCCCUUCGCCGCCGGCUCGCUGAACCCGGCCACCGACGCCCUGCUGUGCGGCCUGAUGCUCGUCCACAGCCACAUGGGCUUCCAGUCUAUCCUCAUCGAUUACGUCCCCAACAGCCGCUAUCCCAAGUCACGCAAGGGCCUGAUGUGGGGGCUCAACGCUGUCACCGUGCUCGUGGGCAUUGGAUUGUACGAGUUCGAGACCAACGAUGUUGGUGUCACCGAGGCUAUCAAGCGCGUGUGGAAGGCCUGA